Molecule: messenger RNA, 417 nt
Organism: Alternaria postmessia
Lineage: Eukaryota; Fungi; Ascomycota; Dothideomycetes; Pleosporales; Pleosporaceae
Exons: 2
Coding region: 1-417 (138 amino acids)
Source: RefSeq, a predicted model, not a curated record
AUGCCCCUCUUCACCUUGUCACCCUGCCCUUCGUACGUCUCUACAGGCGGCAAAGUUGAGCUGGAAAAGCUCUCGGAUGCUGAAAUUGAGGAGGUGAAGGACGUGUACUCCGUUUCGGUAGACGUAUACGUGCUCGACUCCUUAAGUGUCUCUGAGCUUGUCGAGCUGCUAGAUGUGACUAGUGACUCGGACGUGAAAGAGCUGCUAGAAGGUGAGGGCGUGGCAGAAGGAGUCUCGAUGGUACCAGAUUCACUGCUCAACGCUUCUGAUGAUGUCUCAGAAGGAAGCACCAAAGUAGUGCUUGAUCUGAUCGGCCAUGUGUACGAAGGGGUCUCAGAUUCACUGGCCGAAUCUCUUGAUGACGACAAGGUCGUCCAGUACGAGAAGCUUUCCGUUGUCGGCGUUGGCUCCGGAUAA